AUACCGUGAUUUCUGUUUAAAAACAUAUACAAUAAUAUGUUUUGAGUAUGUUAUUUACCGUGCUUAUGUGAAAUAUCUAUUUUCGACAAAUUACAUACUUUCGUCUAUCAGCAAACUUUCGUAUCAUAAGUAUCGUUGUAUACUGUUCACAUAAAUACAGGCCAUAUGAAUUUCUGUAACCUCGAAUUGCUAAUCAAGCGUUAGAUGUGACAGUUUGUGUUUGAAAUUCGAAUACUUCACUUCGUGGAAAAAAUAUAUCUUUAGUCUGUUGAUUACCUUUGGGAAUACUAUCUGACUUAAGUAAAAAUAAAAAAAUGGCUUCUGAAAUUCCAGCACCGUUGAAAAAUUUGUUCAGUUACAUUGAUAAGCAUAAAGCAGAAUAUAUUAAUAAUUUACGAGAGGCAGUAGCUAUAAAAUCUGUUUCUGCAUGGCCUGAUCAUAGAAAUGAAAUAGUUCGAAUGAUGAAAUGGGCAGAAAUUAGAUUAAAGGAUCUUGGAGCUACUACAGAGUUAGUAGAAUUAGGGAAACAAACACUUCCAGACAAAAGUGAAAUUCCCCUUCCUCCUGCUUUGUUAGGAACUCUUGGAUCUGAUUCAAAGAAAAAAACUGUUCUUAUAUACGGGCAUUUAGAUGUUCAACCUGCAUUAAAAGAAGAUGGUUGGGACACAGAACCAUUUACUCUUGUAGAGAAAGAUGAAAAAUUAUUUGGACGUGGAAGUACAGAUGAUAAAGGUCCUGUACUUUGUUGGAUACAUGCACUGCAAGCUUACAAAGCUAUUGGGCUUGAUAUUCCAGUCAAUCUUAAAUUUGUUUUUGAAGGUAUGGAAGAAAGUGGUAGCGAAGGUUUAGAUGAUCUUCUUUGGGCACGUAAAGAUACAUUUUUGCAAGGUGUUGAUUAUGUGUGUAUAUCUGAUAAUUACUGGUUGGGUACCACUAAGCCCUGUAUCACAUAUGGCUUAAGAGGUAUCUGUUACUUCCAAGUGGAAGUAACUUGUGCUGCUAAAGAUCUACACAGUGGUACAUUUGGUGGAACUGUGUAUGAAGCAAUGGCAGACUUGAUUUAUUUGUUAGAUACAUUGGUUGAUGUUAAUGGAAAAAUUUUAAUUGAUGGUAUUUAUGAGAAUGUUGCUGAAAUUACAAAAGAAGAAUUGGCAACCUAUAAAACAAUAGAAUUUGAUGUACCCGAAUUUAAGAAGUCCGUUGGAGCUGGUAGAUUGGCUCACAAUGAAGACAAAAUUCAAUUGUUAAUGCAUCGAUGGAGACAACCCAGUUUAUCACUUCAUGGUAUAGAGGGUGCAUUUAGUGAACCAGGUGCAAAGACCGUUAUUCCAAGAAAAGUUAUUGGCAAAUUUUCAAUUAGGAUAGUACCAAACAUGACUCCUGAUGAUACUGUUGAGAAAGUAACAGCAUAUUUAAAGAAGAAAUGGGCUGCUAGAGGUAGUCCAAAUAUAAUGAAUGUUAAUCUGGGUCAUGGAGGAAAACCUUGGACUGAAGAUCCCAAUCAUCCACAUUACAUAGCUGGUCGAAAAGCAACCAAACAUGUUUAUAAAGUGGAGCCUGAUUUAUCGCGUGAAGGUGGUUCGAUUCCAGUUACUUUAACAUUCCAAGAAGUAACAGGCAAAAAUGUAUUACUUUUACCAGUUGGUGCUGGUGAUGAUGGAGCACAUUCUCAAAAUGAAAAGUUAAACAUCCGAAAUUAUAUCGAAGGUACUAAAUUACUUGGAGCUUAUUUAUAUGAAGUGGCUCAACUUCAAUAAAUAUGCAUAUUAUAUAAUAUAUAUAACAAAAGUAGCCUAGGUAACAGCGUUCGGGAGCAGCAUUUACGAAUUGGAUUUGGCAAAGAUCUGUAUUGAAUAUUUCAGCAGAUAACACUCUACAUUCAAUCUACUGAUAAGUAAAUGUCAGCAGAGUUUCUGAUUUUCUAUUACAUAAUGCAAUGAUAUUUAAAUAAAUAUCAUAAUUAAUAUUACAUUUUUGCAAUGUAUAAUUUUUUAAUCCAUUUAUAAAUCACAAAAGGGGACAAAUAAUACUGCAUAAUUUAUAUAAGUUCUUUUAUGAUCCAUAUAAAAUAUAUUAUUUGUAAUAAAAUAAAGGCAUUUUAAAAAUCA
This is a messenger RNA of Hylaeus volcanicus, 2108 nucleotides long. RefSeq names its product cytosolic non-specific dipeptidase (gene Cndp2). Gene Ontology annotation, biological process: proteolysis. Gene Ontology annotation, molecular function: metallodipeptidase activity. The record is from RefSeq and is a predicted model, not a curated record. NCBI's taxonomy places the organism in Eukaryota, Metazoa, Arthropoda, Insecta, Hymenoptera, Colletidae. The coding region runs from base 315 to 1757 and encodes 480 amino acids. The transcript is spliced from 6 exons.